UUGUUACAUAUCAAAACAACUGGGAUCUUAGUAAAUAUUUACCACCGAGUGUUUAUAGAAUGUUAAUUUAAGACCACAGAAUGGAUAUGCAAUUUGACAGCGAUGGCUAUUGGAACCGAUCCUCGCGGGCUGCCUUUAGCUUUGAAGAUGAGGACGAUGAAAUUGACGGUAUAAGCACAGAACUGCCUAGUUCCAAUUGGGACAAUAAUGGCAUCUUUAGCGACGACUCCGAACUUCCUACCAAUAACUAUUGCAUACAAAUAUCCAUUAAGGAUCUAUUGACUGAGGAGGCCUUAAAGGAGGUGUUGCAUGAGCAAACAUUGGACGAUCGCGUAAUGGCUAAAGGCGUUUCUGCCGAGGAGGAGCUAAAGUUGCUGCGUCGCCAAGUCCAAAGCACACUGUAUCCCAAUGUAAAGGCAACAACGCACAAAUUGAUGCAGGGCAAGACGACUUCAUUGGAAAUGUAUAAAUCGUUGCACGAAAAGCAACAGCUGCUGGAUUCACUCUUGGCUAAUGGUGGAGGGGGCCAUGCCAUCAUUGCUGUAGUGCUCUUUCUUAAGCGUACAUUGAAUUCAGCACAAUUCCAUGGCAUACUGAAGCAAAGGCCAAAAGUACUACAGGAAUAUCUUAGUUUUUUACAAGAUUGUGGCGACAUUAGCGGACACAUUGAACUGUUGCAACGUUUUGGACGUCAUCAGGAAGCUGCCCUUAAGCAAUUUCAGGCAGCAAUUGAGCUGGCAGACCCGUCUGGAAGGAAACACCAACUCCAGCGACUUGUUGAUGCAUAUGCCACUGCAGGAGUCGGUAUUAUUCCACUUUACGAGCAAGUCUUUCAUGCUGCGCUCAAAAUGCAGUUGCUUUUAGAGAAGGAGCCGCACCUGGUGGCGGAUCAUCUAACGCCAAUUGAGUUGUUAUACGCCUGUUGUCAGCGAAACGGAAACUGGAAGGAACAGGACAUGUUGAAGCUAAUAUCACCACAGCGAUUUGCCGCCGAUCAGCAGAUAUCCCCAGCUCAAUACGAGUGGACUGCCCUAAAUGAGAGAGCCCAGGCCCAGGCUUACGCUGAUCUAGAGUGCAUAUUUGAGCGCAUACCCACCUGGCAUCCGCUGAAGACCAAACAAUUUCAUAUUAGCUUUGAUUUAGCAUCAGCUGUCCAAAGACUUUAUGAACUGCAGGCUCCAGCCACAGUUUUGCAAUUGUUCCUCUCCAAGAUGAGCAACAGCAAUGAUAAAUUAAACCUAGCUCGUCGCGUUAAGUGCAUCAAGGCCGUGAUUGAUGCAAUGGCUGGAUUAAAACAGCAACAGGAACUCAUACAGCUUAAGGAGACUUUGCCCGAUCGCUCUGAAGAGAAGUUUUACUGUGAAAAUGCCUUAAAAACAUUGCAAAGCAAACGCUGGACCACCGACAAUAUUAAACUAAAGUUGUAAACCAUUUUAUAAUAAAUCUGUCUUUUUGACGCCUUGUUAAUAA
Drosophila willistoni is the source of this 1470-nucleotide messenger RNA. RefSeq names its product vacuolar protein sorting-associated protein 16B (gene Vps16B). The record is from RefSeq and is a predicted model, not a curated record. Gene Ontology annotation, cellular component: cytoplasm. NCBI's taxonomy places the organism in Eukaryota, Metazoa, Arthropoda, Insecta, Diptera, Drosophilidae. The coding region runs from base 81 to 1427 and encodes 448 amino acids. The transcript is spliced from 2 exons. Gene Ontology annotation, biological process: vacuolar transport; intracellular protein transport.